CACCCUGCUGCUUGUUUUGUUUAUGCACAGAGGACCCGAGUUGGUCAUAGUGAAAUCGAGCAACCGAAGAUGAUCUUUUUGAUUCCAUUUGCUGCAACGUUUGUCCUGGGUAGGUAAAAUUCGCUGACCUAUAAGCUUACUAUAACAAACUAAUCAAAGUAAUUCUAAAUUGAUCGCUAGGAGGUUUAGUGCGAGUCGCUUCAACCUUUGCUUGAGAUCUAGUGAAAUUGAAUAUGCAUGGCCGUAUUAUGUACGAUUCGAGGAUUAAAUUUCGACCGAGUACAGAACUUUUCCCAAUAAACCAGUGUGAAAUUCGUGUAAAACUGAUUUUAGUACGUAUGUCUCCGUUAGUUCUUCGAAGCUGUGUAAACCUUUGGCACUCUCAGCCAAUUUCGGAGAGCCCGAAAAACAAAACCACACCAACAAAAUUAAGAGCGCUAGCGUUGUCUGUGAUAUUAGCUCUGUACUUUUCUUUCUCUGUUUUUCAAGGAAUGGUUCUCGUCGAAUAAAGGAAGUUGUCUGUGAUAUUUCUUCUGUAGCUUCCUUCCUUUUUGUUUUUCAAAGAAUGUUUCUCAUCAAAGGAAUUUUCAUUACCUAAACGAACUUUCAUGGAUAAGAAAGAGUCAGAAAGAGAUGAUUUGCAUAAUUUCCAUCACGUUGAUUUAAUUUUUACUCGAACGUACGCCCAUCGGAAAAUAAGCUGAAAUAUCUCUUCUUUCAAUUAAGAUGAUGAUUUAUCCGUGUUUCUUUAACAUCUACAACUUUUGUUUUUUCGUUUCAGUUGAAAUUAAAUCACAUUCAUACGCGUUCUGGCUUAAAAUCAAGGCUGUGACUGAAUGCCUGGCAGCGGGGCACGGUCUCAAAUUAAAUAGACGAAAUUUCCCGUAGUCAAAAAUUUUCACGCAACUUCCACCGAAAGGUUCUUUCAAACUUCUUAAGAGUAUCAGAUGUUUGUUGAGAAAUGUCAAGGGAUUCAAAAAAUUAGUUUGGUUUUUCAGUGAACAACUUCUCCGAGCUUGUAGACACUACAAUAUCGCGCGACAACCGAGCGAUAUUGUAGUGUGCACAAGCCUAGAGAGUUUGUCCACUAAAAAACCAAUUUAACGUUUGGAAUCGCUUGACAUUCGUUAACAAACACUUCAUAUUCUCAAGAAGUUUGAAAGAACCUUCCAACGGAAAUUGCGUGAAAAUUUUUGACUGUCGGGUAUUUGGUCAAUUUGAGACCUUGCCCAGCUGCUGGGCAUUCGUCACUGCGUAAAAGCAAACCUGUACAUUUUGCUUUGAUAUUUGAAUUCAGUAAUUACUAAAAUCGCUAAAUACAUUGUGUUUAGAAUGUUGGAGUCAUUACAUUCUUACUCUCUUUGUUUACUCGAAAUUUCUCUUUACGUUCAGGCCUUAUCUGGGACAUAAAUUUGACAAGCACGGAUACGCAUCCAAAUUUGUAACCCGCAGCGUGACGAUCUGCGUGACGAUCUGCAUCACGCAAUAUUUGGAUAGAGGAUAUAAAGAAAUUUGUAGCGUUAUUAUGUCCAUUCGAGCACAGUUGAUAAAAGCAUUAGGAUAUAUUAGAUACUAAGAGCGAUUUUUUGGGUUUCCCACGAUAUAGUUUUAGAGAGGAUAUAAAAAAAUUGUAGCGUUAUUAUGUCCACUCGAGCUCAGUUGAUAAAAGCAUUAGGAUACAUUAGAUACUAAGAGCGAUUUUUUGGGUUUCCCACGAUAUAGUUUUUGUCCAUUUAAAUGUUAUGUAAUUUCAUAAUCUCGUAACGCUGCUCUUGUGGAUUUCAAUAGUAUUUGUUGUGGGAAAUCAGGCAGCGCUUCCGGACGUCGGAAAAUGCACAUUUAUGGAAUACUAUUGUAAAGCACGUAACUGUGAGACAGACUUCUUUAUAGAGCGGCGAAAGGAUCCCAAAGGAAGCUGUAGGUAAGUUGUUACUGAUUCUUGUCGGCAAUAAGGACCACUCCUUUGUGCAACGAAUAUUAUCCGGAGAAGAAAGAACCUUUUUAUUUGUCAGAAAUGAUUAGUGAGAUAUAUUUUCUUUAAAGUGUCAUGUGGUAAUUGUUAAAAUUUAACGAUGUAAAAGGAACUAUAAAAUUGCUGUUUCUUCAGAAAUGUACAAAGUUUUAAAACAUACAUGUUUCGCCUUUGAGCUUUUUGCCAUGAGCGCGACCACGGCUAGGCGGGUUACCCCACCUUGAGACGUUUACAUGGCAAAUUGUCACCCCGGCUGAUAGGGUUACCCCACCUGGCAGACCGGGCAACCCACCUAGCCGGGUCAUCCCACCUAUCAUAUAAACGUAAUCAAGACGGAAAUUAGAAAUUAUAUGGACAGGCGGGUUAUCCCAUUUAGGCGGGUUACCUCACCUACCUGGGGUCCCCCACCUCCAUGUAAACAGGCCCUAACUCACGGUUUAUUCACUUGAUUAAACGAUUUUACUACAACGCUUUGGUUAACUCCUACUCACAACUCUCGGCUUAUUCGUAGGAAACACACAAAAACGUCCCGUUGUAAGCUCGUGGAACAGUGUCAUAUAUGGGGCGAUAAAACACGUGCCGCAUACAUGUUGGUUUGGUUAUGUAUGGAUUAACGAAAUCACUCAUAAAUGUCAAUCAACUUAAGAAUAAUUAACGUAUCAUACAGUUUCCAACAAGGGCUGCGCAUGUUUCACGCUCAUCAAAAAGUAGAAAUAACGCGUUACGAAAAAAUCAGAUAAACAACCUGAAGUUUCUUGUAUCGCGAAAAGCAUAAAAGUGCCAGUUCACUGGGUUUUAAUUUCGUAUUUUCUCUGGUCAUCAAAAAUUAAAAAACAAUCAAUCCUGUAUCGCGUAGUAACCCUCUUUCCUCUCCCUAUCAUUUGAUCGAUCAAUCAACUACAUUAUUCAUUUAUAAUGAUUGGAUAGAAGGAAAAAAUUAACAACUAACAAUUAAAUAAUAUUAUACAUUUUAUACAUUUUAGUGUUCAUCACGAUGAAAUGCUCAAUUGUGCCACAAACACUUUGAAUUCUUGCUCUGAUGCCAACUUGCCAUCAAGUGUCCUGAAAGUACAGAUUGAACAAAAUUUCGGAGUAGAUCUCUUGUGCUCUAAAGGCGCUGUAGAUACCCCAGCCAACAUCUUUGGUAAAUUGCUUCCGACUUUGCCAUGCUCCGGAUCUUUCAACAACGAAUCAAGCGCCUGUGUGAAAAACUACCAUGAACAAUUUAUUGCAAAUGCAUCGGAUCCUGCUCUUUGCAAGUAAGUAUCAGUUAGUGAGCCAUUGUUCCCUCAGAGGGCGAGUCGGGGUGUAUUCUCUCAUCAAAAUAACAGGUAUAUCCCUGGGAUAACUUCAUAAACUCCCGUCACCCCCCUUAAUCCCCACCUAACGUCAUCUCCCCCCCCUCAGCCUUUAGAGAUAAUGAUUUCAACAAGGUCUCAAUGGCGUCACUCGUUAGCCCUACAGCGGCAAAACAUUUUUAGCUAUUAGGAGUAAAAAUUGACAGUUAAAUUUUAACUGUUAGUCGUAAAAAAUGUUAACCUUAAAAGUUUUCCUCUACCACAAUGUUAUUUUGGUCAUUUUGGUUUAACCGUAGCCAUAAAAUGGCCAAAGUUUUAAUUUGUAAUAAUUUUCUCGAAUCAUGUUUUUCAAAUACUUAUUUCAGUCCUGGAUUAAAAGGUUAUUUUUACAAAUGCUGUAAAAAUUUCUUUCCUAUCAACAUGCGAGAUAAGCAAUCUUAGGAGCCUUGCUAGAAAUCUCGUAAGUUUUGCAAAAACUCUAGCAGGGGCCAUUUUAGGCUCAAACUACCUGAGCGGAAACAACUUUCUCCACACUGGCGUACAUAAAGAACAUCUAGGCCAAAAAAAAAAAAGAACUCGCAAUCUACUUCACAGGAGUUGGGAUUGAAGACUGGACCCUAGAGAAGGGCCUACAUUUGGCCAAACUCACUUGAGCCCAUGUAAGAUUACCCAUUUCGUUGAGGACAUUUUUUUUCUGAGUUAUUUUUAUUUGCAUAGGGGACAAGCUGAUGCAAAGAAAUGUCUGAAGAAUCUGAUGAAGUCUGACUGUAGCUUUCCCUCUCAGAUCCAGGAAAUCUUUGAUCUGAGUCUUAGUGACCACAAUCCUUUCUGCACCAACAAGCGGGAUCCUGGGGCGACUGGCAAUGAAAUAUGUGAUGACGUGGUCGUAAAUACUAGAGAUUCAUCCGCUGGUCGCAUAAGUAGCGCAUUGAAGGCACUUGUGCUUUCUUUCUUGUUGGCGUUAUUCUUGGCGAACAUGUAA
Molecule: messenger RNA, 4252 nt
Organism: Pocillopora meandrina
Lineage: Eukaryota; Metazoa; Cnidaria; Anthozoa; Scleractinia; Pocilloporidae
Source: the annotation of a GenBank genome assembly